GUUAUGUAUUUAUUUAUUUUUUGUCAGAAUAGGAUCUUCCCUGUUAAGCAGUGUUGGAAUUAAGUGGUUUUUGUCAUGGUCUCAAUGUGAUACUGCCUGACUUGCAGUGAGCAGGUUGCUUUGCCGCACUGUAUCGACGGCUCUGAGGUACCUUAAACGUUUCCAGGCAGGGAGGGUAACAGCAGGAAAUGGCAUGGUCUCUGCCAACACCACUGAAUUAUGGGAAGCGUAGUUCUGUUGAUGCCAAGAAUUGGUCAAGGUGCUGAGAAGAACAUUUGGCUCGAAUGCGCAAAAUACAAUCUGCCGAGGUUUAACCAUGAAUAAAAACAAGCGGGACAAGGAGUACUACAGUAUAGAUGUCGGGGAUUCGACGUUCACGGUUUUGAAACGCUAUCAGAACUUGAGACCCAUCGGUUCUGGGGCGCAGGGGAUUGUCUGCUCGUCGUAUGAUCACAGCCUCGAUCGAAACGUCGCGAUUAAGAAACUCAGCCGGCCUUUCCAGAACCAAACGCACGCCAAAAGAGCGUACAGAGAACUGGUGCUAAUGAAAUGCGUCAACCACAAAAACAUCAUCGGCCUGUUAAAUGUAUUUACGCCACAAAAAACACUUGAAGAAUUCCAGGACGUUUACCUGGUGAUGGAGCUGAUGGAUGCUAACCUGUGCCAGGUGAUUCAGAUGGAGCUGGACCACGAGCGGCUGUCCUACCUGCUGUACCAGACGCUUUGCGGCAUCAAGCACCUCCACGCCGCGGGGAUCAUCCACAGGGACCUGAAGCCCAGUAACAUCGUGGUGAAGUCGGACUGCACGCUGAAGAUCCUGGAUUUCGGACUGGCCCGGACGGCGGCGACGGGGCUGCUGAUGACCCCGUACGUGGUGACGCGCUACUACCGGGCCCCCGAGGUCAUCCUGGGCAUGGGUUACCAAGCCAACGUGGAUGUGUGGUCAGUGGGGUGCAUCAUGGCUGAGAUGGUGAGGGGUAGUGUGUUAUUCCCCGGCUCAGACCAUAUCGAUCAGUGGAACAAAGUGAUCGAGCAGCUGGGAACGCCGUCCCAGGAGUUCAUGCUGAAGCUGAACCAGUCGGUUCGGACCUACGUGGAGAACCGGCCCAGGUACGCCGGGUACAGCUUCGAGAAGCUCUUCCCCGACGUCCUGUUUCCUGCUGACUCAGAGCACAACAAGCUCAAAGCGAGCCAGGCGAGAGACCUCUUAUCCAAAAUGCUGGUCAUAGACGCGUCCAAGCGGAUCUCUGUGGACGCAGCCCUCCAGCACCCCUACAUUAACGUGUGGUACGAUCCAACCGAGGUGGAGGCGCCGCCGCCGCUGAUCACGGAUAAGCAGCUGGAUGAGCGGGAGCACACGGUGGAGGAGUGGAAAGAGCUGAUCUACAAGGAGGUGCUGGAGUGGGAGGAGAGGAUAAAGAAUGGACUGAUCCGGGGACAGCCUCCAUCUUUGGGUGCAGGUGCAGCAGUGACUGGCCCCUCCCCCCUCCCGCCCCCGUCUCCUCCUGGUUCCGCCGACGCGUCGCCCCCGCGCACGGACCCGGCCGGCGCCUCGGACACGGACAGCAGUCUGGAAGGUUCCGCGGGGUCGCUGUACUGCUGCGGGUGACCGCCCCCUCCUUUAGGCCCCGCC
Molecule: messenger RNA, 1633 nt
Organism: Anguilla anguilla (European eel)
Lineage: Eukaryota; Metazoa; Chordata; Actinopteri; Anguilliformes; Anguillidae
Gene: mapk8a
Product: mitogen-activated protein kinase 8a
Exons: 12
Coding region: 317-1609 (430 amino acids)
Biological process (GO): protein phosphorylation; JNK cascade
Cellular component (GO): nucleus; cytoplasm
Molecular function (GO): ATP binding; JUN kinase activity
Source: RefSeq, a predicted model, not a curated record